This is a messenger RNA of Ceratotherium simum simum (southern white rhinoceros), 1606 nucleotides long. Its product is annotated as olfactory receptor 5W2-like. Gene Ontology annotation, biological process: G protein-coupled receptor signaling pathway. Gene Ontology annotation, cellular component: membrane. The record is from RefSeq and is a predicted model, not a curated record. Lineage: Eukaryota; Metazoa; Chordata; Mammalia; Perissodactyla; Rhinocerotidae. Gene Ontology annotation, molecular function: G protein-coupled receptor activity; olfactory receptor activity.
GCAACUCCACAAAUAGGUAAUGAGUAUCAUGACAAAUCAAUAAAACAUUUCUAGAGACAAGGUUUAAUGCUUAUUUCAUGUCUCAACAAAAACUAAAGAAAACUUAGACGAGGAACAGCAACAUAAUGAUUUUCAUCAUUAUUACUUAAUGAUACUCAUUGUUUCUAGAACUAACAAAUUCUUUUAAGUCAAUCAUACUUUUUGAGGAACAUAACAAUGGUAAUCAUUUUUUUGUGUCCAUGUGACUAUUUUCAGGCUUAGAAAAUGCUUAGUCCUGCAUCUUACAGCUUGGUCCCACUAACAUUACUGUCUCUUCCAUAUUAUUCUGAUUGUAGAAUGAGAUAUCAAUCCAUCUAAAUCUACUGCCAGGGAUAAGAAAGUUAAAGUCCGGAGAAAUAAAACUUGUAGAAAAUCACAUACAUCGUGAAUGAUGUGUAGAUCAGAUAAAAUUUUUCCAAUGUCUAUCUCUUUAUUUUUUACCCUUAUCAAACAUAUAGCAAUGCCUCUUUAAAGACUGGGUACAUGACUGCGUAAUUUUCUGAGUAUUAAAAGACAAUUACAGAAGGAAAUUGUGUUCUGACUUUCAAGUAUUUUGUGGAUGUGCAGAAAAGGUAAAAUGAAUCUAUCAUUUCUUUAACCCUUUUCUCAUAAAUUUAGGUGAGAACAAAGAGGAAUGGUUAGAGAAAAUUGCUCCUCCUUGAAUGGAUUCAUUUUCUUGGGAAUUUCCAAUAACCCUGGGAUGAAAGUGAUCCUGUUCACCAUGUUUCUGGUUGUUUAUCUCAUUAACCUUUUGGGAAAUCUUGGAAUGAUCAUUUUAAUUACAAUGGAUAUCCAAUUGCACACACCAAUGUACUUUUUCCUCAGCCAUCUCUCUCUCUGUGACCUUUGUUAUUCCUCAGCAAUUGGGCCCAAGAUGCUGGUGGAUUUAUUUGCCAAAAACAAAUCAAUCUCCUUCUAUGGCUGUGCUCUGCAAUUCUUCGUCUCCUGUACCUUUGCAGAUUCUGAGUGCGUAUUGUUGGCCGUGAUGGCCUUUGACAGGUAUAAGGCCAUUAGCAACCCCUUGCUCUACACAGUCAACAUGUCCAGCAGAGUGUGCUCCCUGCUCAUGGCUGGGGUUUAUCUGGGGGGAAUGGCAGAUGCCUUGAUACACACGACAUUAACAUUCCGCUUAUGUUUCUGUGGGUCAAAUGAGAUUAAUCAUUUCUUCUGUGAUUUACCGCCACUUUUCCUCCUUUCCUGCUCUGAUACACAAGUCAAUCAGUUAGUAUUAUUCACCAUUUUUGGCUUCAUUGAACUGAGCACGAUUUCCGGGGUUCUUAUCUCUUACUGUUAUAUUAUCUUAUCAGUCUUGAAGAUCCACUCUGCUGAGGGCAGGGUCAAAGCUUUCUCCACCUGCGCCUCCCACUUAACUGCUGUGGCAAUUUUCCAGGGAACUAUGCUCUUCAUGUAUUUCAGGCCGUGUUCUUCCUACUCGCUAGAUCAAGACAAAAUGACCUCAUUGUUUUACACCCUGGUGAUUCCCAUGUUAAACCCUCUGAUUUAUAGCCUACGGAACAAGGAUGUGAAAGAGGCCCUAGAAAAAUUAAAAAAUAAAAGAUGGUUUUAA